Molecule: messenger RNA, 933 nt
Organism: Protopolystoma xenopodis
Lineage: Eukaryota; Metazoa; Platyhelminthes; Monogenea; Polystomatidea; Polystomatidae
Source: the annotation of a GenBank genome assembly
AUGCACAACGGUUCCACGACAACCUCGUCCAUGAGCCAGUCGCUGCAUCCGUUCGCCUCGUCCUACCUCGGUCCCGAUUACUCCCUCUUCCGACCAAUCAAUCCCGACCAUGAGGAGGAAGAAGAUGAUGAUGAUGAUACUACCAACUGUACAAGUGAAAACAGCGACAACUUCGAUACCACUGCUGGCAGCCAUCUCAACGCCUUUAACGCCAACCUACGGCCCGUGCAUGUGUCAACCGUCGAUUCCGCUCCCAACACAGCCUCAAACUCACAUGCUCACAAGCACAAUUGUGCCGUUCUAGCCGGUGCUACUCCUGUCUCCAUCUCAUCGCGCAAAUCUUCUGCCACCUCCGGCCUCGGAUCCUUUACCGAUGGGCUGCAGACUGGGACUUCACCCACUACCGGCACUCCCUCCAUGAGCAAGGCAUCUGAGGCAGUUGAGGAAGCUCGAACCCCAUCUGUCUGCAGCCCGUUUAGACUCAUCCAAAGAGCUCUGACUCAGAAGACGACUUCCAAUGCUUCUCCUCCUUCGACGGCCUCUGUCGAUGGCGCUAGAUCCCCUAUUGUUGCUAAUACGACGACGACGACGACGACGACGACUACUACUACUACUACUACUAUUUCUGUCGCUGCUGCUGCUGCUACCAUAACUAUUGCGGUUCCUUCAGCCUCGACCACUCUCAUCUCGUCGGCAGAUUGCAAGGGUCAAGGGCCGACAUCGCUGGGUGAUGGUGAUUAUGAUGUGCCUUAUACCGGCGCCUAUGCAGAGGAGGUUCUAGCGAUCGGCUCUCUUUCAGGUACAGUUCGGCGCUUCUAUGUUUCAUUGAGUUCGCCUUUAUAUUCAUUCACCGCUUGGCCGGUUGCCACGCUUUCACGAGCUUGUCUUAGGUCAGCUUCAUCAGAAGCAAAUUUGUCGUGUUUAGAAAAAUAG